Thamnophis elegans (Western terrestrial garter snake) is the source of this 4566-nucleotide messenger RNA. RefSeq names its product IgGFc-binding protein-like. The transcript is spliced from 17 exons. NCBI's taxonomy places the organism in Eukaryota, Metazoa, Chordata, Lepidosauria, Squamata, Natricidae. Bases 1 to 4566 code for a protein of 1521 amino acids. The record is from RefSeq and is a predicted model, not a curated record.
AUGUCGCCACGUUCUCUUUCUUGGAGACACACCGAACCUCCUCAAUGCCCACUCAACAGCCACUAUGAGCCGUGCGCCAAUGCCUGUCCAUCCACCUGCAAGAACCCAAAUGCUCCAGCCACAUGCGACCUGCCAUGCACAGAAGCCUGUGUGUGCGACUCCGGGUUCUUCCUCUACAAUGGCACCUGUGUGCCCAGCCAUCAGUGUGGGUGCUGGCACCAGGGGAAGCACUACCCAGUGGGCUCCAGCUUUUGGACCGAUGACACCUGUUCCACCAAAUGCAGCUGCCCCAGUCAAGGUGGCCAGCUCACCUGCUCUGCUGAUUCCUGCCCUAAACAUUAUUACUGCGGAGUCCAAAACGGUGUCCCCAACUGCUACCCACAUACAUACGGGGUCUGCCGCGUCCACAACGACCCUCAUUACAACACCUUUGACAAACAGACGCACCACUUCAUGGGCACCUGCACCUACACCCUGGCCAAGGUCUGCGCCAAUGAGACGGGGCUGCCCUACUUUAACGUGGAGGCCAAGAACGAAAACCGUGGGAAUCCCUCCGUCUCUUACGUCCAGCGGGUCCUGGUGGAGGUUUACGGGCACCGGAUUGAGAUUCUCAAAGGACGCAAGGAUCAAGUGCUGGUGGACAAAGUGCUGACCACGCUUUCUGUGCGCAAGCUGAACAACGCCCUGAGGGUGGACAUCGAUGGACGCUACGUCACCCUGGAAACGGAUUUUGGGCUGAUUGUAUCUUACGACACAGAUCACUCGGUGGAGAUCAGGGUCCCCACCACCUUCUUCAACAAGACCUGCGGCAUGUGUGGGAACUUCAACAACCUCAGGCAGGAUGACAGCAUGAUGCCCAACGGAGAGCAAGCCCAGAACUCCAAUCAGCUGGGGAACAGUUGGCAGGUGCCCAACGCAGAGUACGACCCCCCUGAUUGUAUAGCCAAACCACCACCACCACCUUGUCCCUCAGAGCUAAAGGAUCUCUAUGAGACCGAGGCCUAUUGCGGACAGCUGACCAGUAGCCAGGGUCCGUUGGCAGCUUGCCAUUCUGCAAUCAACCCCAACAGCUUCUUCCAGAGUUGCGUCUUUGACCUGUGUGAACUGCAUGGGUCCCAGCAGGCCUUGUGUGGGGCUUUGGAGGCGUACGCUGAUGCCUGCCAAAGAUCUGGCGUGCAGCUCCCCGACUGGAGGAAUGCCACUUCCUGCAGGGUCCCUUGCCAUGAUCACAGCCAUUACAAUGUGUGCGCCACUUCCUGUCCCGCCACGUGUUCCAAUCCACUGGCUCCAUGGAACUGCACCAAGCCUUGCGUGGAGGAUUGCGAAUGCGACAAAGGCUUUGUCCUAAGCGGAGCUCAAUGUGUGCCGCAGGAGGAUUGCGGCUGUGUAGAUGGAGAUCAAUAUUAUGAGAAAGGAGAGACGUUCUGGCAGCCGGGUUGCGUCGGCCGAUGUCGCUGCGAAGAACACGGAAUCUUGUCCUGCUUCCCAGACAAUUGCCAAGAAGACCAAGUCUGCAAAGUACAGAACGGCAUCCUGAAUUGCCACAUUCAAGACAAGGACACCUGUCACAUCUACGGAGACCCUCACUAUGUCACCUUCGAUGGGCGACUCUAUCAUUUCCAGGGUGGGUGCAAUUACACCGCAGUGCAAAUCUGCAGCAACUCCUCCGAGCGCUUCUCAAUCACCACUCGCAACGAACAUCGCUCCAGCCCGCACUGGACGGCUCUCAACUCAGUGGCCAUCUCCCUGAGAAACAUCCACCUGGCUCUGAGGAAGAACAAAGAGGUCUACCUGAAUGGGGCCAAAGUCGACCUUCCUCUGAAGCUACAGUCAGACAUUCGGGUGGAGGAACAGCUUCCGUACGUGGUGGUUGACAGUCCCCUUGGCUUUCGGGUGAAGUUUGAUGGGGACCAGCAGCUGCUUAUCCAAGUGGACGAGAGAUACAGGGGACACCUCUGUGGGCUGUGUGGCACGUACUCGGGCAGCCAGCUGGACGAUUUCCAGCAGCCAGAUGGGCUGCUGGUGACCGACACCAACACAUUUGGCAACAGCUGGAGAGUGGAAGAUGACGGCUGGAGCUGCCCAGGACCACCCAUAGAUCCACCCCACUGCGACCCUGUGCAAGAGGCAAAUUUCGAAAGUCUGUGCAGAGUGAUUCUGUCCUCAAGUGGGCCUUUCAGCCCCUGCCAUGGCAGCCUCCCUCCUCAGCCGUACUUUGAAAGCUGCGUGUAUGACCAGUGUGCCACCGGGGGAGACGGAGGGCAGUUGUGCAGGAGCCUGGAGGCCUAUGCCGCUGCAUGCGAACUGAACGGGGCCGACCUCGGGGACUGGGAAAAGGACACCGCCUGUGAACCGACACCUAAACCCACGGAGCCCACUACUCCAGAACCAACACCUACACCCACGGAGCCCACUACUCCAGAACCAACACCUACACCCACGGAGCGCACUACUCCAGAGCCAACUCCAACUCCAACACCUUCUCCUGUAGAGACAACUGUCUCAGGUGAUAUAUCAACCACCCCUAUAUCUACAACCACAGAGAAGCCACUUCCGCCCACCCAAGAGUCCUGCCUGGUGUCGGGUGACCCCCAUUAUUACACUUUUGACAAGCAGACGCACCACUUCAUGGGCAACUGCACCUACACUCUCUCCCAACUGUGUGACCGAAACAACUCUCUGCUCCCCUACUUCAAUGUGGAAGCAAGCAACGAGCACCGAUGGGGCCACACACACGUCUCCUACGUGGAGAGUGUGGCCGUGGAUGUCCUGGGCAUCCGGGUCACCCUGGGAAAGGGAGGAAAGGUCACGGUCGAUGGGGAGCCAGUCGUCGUCCCCUCCACCCCAGUGCGGGGCGUGGAGAUCUUGCCCAGCGGCUUUUACACGAUGGUUUCUACGGAUUUUGGGUUGAGAGUCAAGUUUGACGGAGACCACCAGGUGGAAGUGUCCCUCCUCAGCACGUACAAGGGGAAGGUCUGCGGCCUGUGCGGAAACUACAACGGGGAUCCUACUGACGAUUUCCUCAACCCCCAUGGGGAAGCAGAGCCUGACUCCACCAGCUUGGGCAACAGCUGGCUGGUGGCCAACCUCACCAGCUGUUCCUCUGGAUCCGAUCCCGUCUGCACGGAGGAUGAGAAAGACACAGCCGAAAGCAGCGAUUUCUGUGGGCGCCUGACAGACAUCAAUGGGCCAUUCAGACCUUGCCAUAGCCUCUUGGAUCCAACGGGGCAUUUUGACAGCUGCCUUUAUGAUCAGUGCGCCCUGCACUUGGACCCAGGCUCCCUCUGCAGGAGCUUGCAGUCCUACGCAGACGCCUGCCGGUCCCUGGGAGUUGCCAUCGACCCCUGGCGGAACGCCACCUUCUGCCCUCCUCAAUGCCCACUCAACAGCCACUAUGAGCCGUGCGCCAAUGCCUGUCCAUCCACCUGCAAGAACCCAAAUGCUCCGGCCACAUGCGACCUGCCGUGCACGGAAGCCUGCGUGUGCGACUCCGGGUUCUUCCUCUACAAUGGCACCUGUGUGCCCAGCCAUCAGUGUGGGUGCUGGCACCAGGGGAAGCACUACCCAGUGGGCUCCAGCUUUUGGACCGAUGACACCUGUUCCACCAAAUGCAGCUGCCCCAGUCAAGGUGGCCAGCUCACCUGCUCUGCUGAUUCCUGCCCUAAACAUUAUUACUGCGGAGUCCAAAACGGUGUCCCCAACUGCUACCCACAUACAUACGGGGUCUGCCGCGUCCACAACGACCCUCAUUACAACACCUUUGACAAACAGACGCACCACUUCAUGGGCACCUGCACCUACACCCUGGCCAAGAUCUGCGCCAAUGAGACGGGGCUGCCCUACUUUAACGUGGAGGCCAAGAACGAAAACCGUGGGAAUCCCUCCGUCUCUUACGUCCAGCGGGUCCUGGUGGAGGUUUACGGGCACCGGAUUGAGAUCCUCAAAGGACGCAAGGAUCAAGUGCUGGUGGACAAAGUGCUGACCACGCUUUCUGUGCGCAAGCUGAACAACGCCCUGAGGGUGGACAUCGAUGGACGCUACGUCACCCUGGAAACGGAUUUUGGGCUGAUUGUAUCUUACGACACAGAUCACUCGGUGGAGAUCAGGGUCCCCACCACCUUCUUCAACAAGACCUGCGGCAUGUGUGGGAACUUCAACAACCUCAGGCAGGAUGACAGCAUGAUGCCCAAUGGAGAGCAAGCCCAGAACUCCAAUCAGCUGGGGAACAGUUGGCAGGUGCCCAACGCAGAGUACGACCCCCCUGAUUGUAAACCACCACCAACAUCACCACCUUGUCCCUCAGAGCUAAAGGAUCUCUAUGAGACCGAGGCCUAUUGCGGACAGCUGACCAGUAGCCAGGGUCCGUUGGCAGCUUGCCAUUCUGCAAUCAACCCCAACAGCUUCUUCCAGAGUUGCGUCUUUGACCUGUGUGAACUGAGUGGGUCCCAGCAGGCCUUGUGUGGGGCUUUGGAGGCGUACGCUGAUGCCUGCCAAAGAUCUGGCGUGCAGCUCCCCGACUGGAGGAAUGCCACUUCCUGCAGUGAGUAUUCACUUACAAUACCCUAA